This is a messenger RNA of Poecilia latipinna (sailfin molly), 2329 nucleotides long. Its product is annotated as beta-1,3-galactosyltransferase 2-like. The record is from RefSeq and is a predicted model, not a curated record. The transcript is spliced from 3 exons. Gene Ontology annotation, molecular function: N-acetyl-beta-D-glucosaminide beta-(1,3)-galactosyltransferase activity. The coding region runs from base 712 to 1965 and encodes 417 amino acids. Gene Ontology annotation, cellular component: Golgi membrane. Gene Ontology annotation, biological process: protein O-linked glycosylation. Lineage: Eukaryota; Metazoa; Chordata; Actinopteri; Cyprinodontiformes; Poeciliidae.
AUAAAAACUUAAUUAAGUAGAUAAAUAGCUUUGAUUGGUCAGAAUUGUUUGUAUUUUAUGAAUUUGUGUUCAUGUAAAUCUUCAGCCUUUAUGUUGUGGGUCUGAUGGCUUUUGUAUUUCAGCCCUGCUUCCCUGCUGGCUUUUUUUUUGGUCAAACCCCAAGAUUUUCUUUAGAUAGAAAAAUUAUUUCUUAUUUCAAUAUAUUUCAUCAAGCCAGUUUAUUCUUUCAGUUUGUUCAGUACUUGAGUUUUGGAUUUGCUUUGCACUUUGUUUUAUUUUAUUAUCGUCUCGUUCUAGUUUAUUCUCCGUUAGCUUAGUUUCUCCUUUUAGAUUUGGCACUUAUUUCUGUUAUCAUUGAAACAGAAAUGAUGACUGUUUGCUUUUUUCUCAGUCACUUUGCCAUUUUCUCCCCUUCAUCAUUUGUCACUGCUCCCAUCACAGCUGCAGUCAGUUUCCCUGAUUACUUCCUUCAUCAUCUCUGCUCUGCAUAUCUUCCUCUCACACUCUUUACUGGCCGUCGGUUCCUUCAGUUUGCUCUGUCUGUGCUUUGCCAUUGGUGCUCACCAUCUCAUGUUCUGAGUUUCCAGUUUCUCGUUUGAAUCCCUUCAUGGUCUCAGCCCGCCGGAUCUACGGACCUGAUCCCUAAGAUCAGACUCUCCUCUCAUCUGCUCAUCUCUCCACCAUGAGGAGAGACUUUAUAUCUGACAGAAAAUGAAGAACAGUGAUAGACCUUUUACUCUGUCACGAAACCAAUGCUUCUUCUCAUUUCUGGUUCUUGGAGUUGUGUUUUUUUCCUGCUGCACAAACAUAAGGAACUUGGAACCUGAUUGGAACUUUAAAUGGUUGAUGCAAAAUAAUUUGACAAAACUCUUCACAUUCAGGAACCACAGCUUCGUCACAAACAACUUAUCUGCAUAUCCUCACCUUCAGGACAUUACACCUGAGCCACUGACUCAACGUAUGAUGCAAAAUAACUCAACACACACCGCUGCUGAACUUCCUGAAACCACGAGCGUCACCACAACGCAGGAGCCACCGACUCAACGGCACAGGACAGUUUCAUCACGGGUCACCAAGAAGACACUAGAAACCCAAACUGGCCAGCGGACAGCGGCUCCUUAUGUGUCUCCUGGACCGUACCUGGUGGAGUACCCCUAUGAGUACCACUUCACUAUCAACGAGGAACUGAAAUGUAAGCAGGAGAAGCCGUUUGUGGUUCUGAUGGUACAAGUGGCGCCACGCAACCGAGCUCAUCGCGACGUCAUCCGUAACAGCUGGGGAAGCGAGAAGCUGGCUAACAACCAGGUGGUGGCGCUGUUCUUCCUGCUGGGGAUGCAGACUGGAGACGAUGCAGAGCAGGUCCACCAGCAGCUGCUGCAGGAGAGCAAAGAGCAUCACGACCUGAUCCAGGGAGACUUUGUGGACUGCUACAAGAACCUGACCAUAAAGACCAUGGUGAUGCUGGAGUGGCUGAACUCCUACUGCUCCAGCGCCGCUUACGCCAUGAAAAUCGAUUCAGACAUGUUUCUAAAUGUUCCCAAUCUGGUCAACUUGCUCCUCAAAGCUCCCAGGACAAACUACAUGACCGGCCUGGUGGCACAAAGAGGACAAGUCUCCAGGAAUCCCAAGUCCAAGUUCUACGUGCCUGUGGAUCUCGUCAGCGAUCAUUUUUACCCUCCCUAUGCUUUGGGUCUGGGCUACAUUUUGUCUUUGGAUCUCACCACAAAGCUCAUUGAGGCUUCCAGACACGUUAAACCUCUUUACAUCGAAGAUGCUUAUUUGGGCUUAUGUAUGAGACACCUGGGUAUCCGUCCAACAAACCCCCCAAACUGGAACCUCUUCCGUAUUUUCCCUUUGAAAUACAGUCGCUGUGCGUACUCCAUGGUCAUCGCCACCACAGUUCCAGAAAAUAUGGAUCGUGUGAAGACUUGGAAAGACUUUAAGAAACCAGGUCAGUACUGUUGAUGAAUAAUAAAAAAACAUUUUCAACACUUUUUGAUUCCACAAAAUAUUUGUGUAAGAUUUCAGAUGGUUAAGAAGUCAAAGUUCCUAUGAAACAGAACAAGCUAAUUUUAGCUUCAUGCGGGAAAGAUGAAAAGAUUAAGUGCAGAAGUAAAUGAUGGUCACCAGUAAAACCAGUUUUCAUUUGACUUUUAGUUCUGUAACCAUUAAUUCAUAUACAUAUAUUUUUUAAAAUGUAUGUGCAUUAAAUUAGAAAAACUAAGGAAACAAAUAGGAAGCAUGAGCCUUUGCUAAUAGUUUAUUUCUAACCUUAACAAUUUAUAUUGUGAGUUGUUGCUGAACUGUACAGAUUAAAAACAGUGAGUGA